GUUUAUCAAUGGACCUGUAGUUCAGAAGUAGCACGACAGCAGAGUCGCUCGGCAAUCGAGUUGCAGCGGCCUCUCUGUGAUUAUUUCAGACCUGUGACCACAACAGCACCACCUGGGACAGGGGAAGAAGAUGCUGCUGCUGCUGCUUUCCUGGAAUGUGGGGAUGGAGCUAGGAAAAAUUCCUUCUUCCAGAAACUGUCUUGAAGGAACUCCACCAGCUUCAGCUGCUUACUGGUGGUGGUGGUGAUUGUUGGAUGAGCCCCACCGCUGACGUC
This is a messenger RNA of Linum tenue, 275 nucleotides long. The record is from the annotation of a GenBank genome assembly. Lineage: Eukaryota; Viridiplantae; Streptophyta; Magnoliopsida; Malpighiales; Linaceae.